CUCAGGGACCGGGAUUACCGGACCCUAUCCUCGGAGAGUCCCACUGACCCCACGAUCAUGAAGGACGGGAAUCGGGUGACUGAGAGGGUCCUGGACCUCACCCUGGAGAUCAUCUCCCUGCUGACCGGAGAGGAUUACAUGAUUGUUAAGAAGGGUGGUGAUAUGUCUGACGGACCCCCCAGGACACGGAGCCCCAGCCUGGUGCCUCCACCUCACUCGCUGACCCACGAGAGGAACCGCGAGCAGAAGAUCCUGGAACUGACCAACAAGAUGAUGUCCCUGCUGACUGGAGAGGUGAGCGCUGCUGGGAACGGGACGUUAUACAGUAACACCGAGGCGUGUGUCUGGAUGGUGACGGCUCAUUGUGUGUCUCAGGUUCCUGUAAGGUGUGAUGAUGUCACCGUCUAUUUCUCCAUGGAGGAGUGGGAGUAUUUAGAAGGACACAAGGAGCUUUACAGGGACGUGAUGAUGGAGACCCACCAGCCCCGCGGCUCAUUAGGAGAAGGGUUCAUGGCGAGCACUACGUGCAGCGAAUUUCCCCUUCGUGUUACGUCGGCCGAUUCUGCAGAAUCACACAGAGACCGUACCAAAAAUAGGGGAACCCAAUGCUUGCCUGCCAGAGAACCACAGAAGAAACAGACCAACUGUCUGAGGAAUAUGGGGCAGAAUUCAGAUACCUGCGAAGACACAACUCUCACAGACAACGCCAAACCUGUACCAGGUACAGCGACAGAGUAUCCAGUGACUCGUAUUAAGGAGGAAUCGGCUUUGUGUGAAGGAGGAGGUUUCAUAGACCCCAACAUAUCUACAUCCAGAGACAAUACACAGUUACAGUAUACAUCAACCUUAAUUAAGAAUGAAUCGGGCACAUACGAAGAAGGAAGCCUCUCGCUAAAGAUGUCUAAGAUGGAGACGUGUAGUGAUGCAUCUUCUCAUCCACCAUUCCAAGCAGAUCACCCAACAAAGAGCGUUCACAACUGUUCCGAGAGCUUGGAAAGUUUUACGUCGACCUCAGAUCUUAGUUCUCAGGAGUCUCACAACGGAGAUAAAACAUUCUCGUGUCCCGACUGCGGGAAGGGUUUUACCCAAAGCGCGCACCUUCUCACGCACCAAAAGAGCCACACAGGAGAGAAGCCGUUCUCGUGUUCUGAGUGUUGGGAAUGCUUUACCGACAAGUUGAGUCUUUUUAGACAUCAGAUCAUCCACACAGGGGAGAGAGGGUUCUCGUGCCCCGAGUGCGGGAAAUGUUUUACCCGUAGCUCGCGGUUGGUUAGACACCAGUUCCUUCACACCGGGGAGAAACCGUUCACGUGUUCUGACUGCGGGAAGGACUUCACCCAUAAGUCAAAGUUCCUGAAACAUCGGAGGAUUCACACCGGAGAAAGGCCGUUCUCAUGUUCUGAUUGCGGGAAAUGUUUCACGGAUAAAUCAACCCUCGACAGACAUAGGAGGAUUCACACGGGGGAGAAACCGUUCGCGUGUCCCGAAUGCGGGAAAUCUUUUAUUCAGAGGUCAAUACUCGUCACGCAUCUGAGGAUUCACUCUGGGGAGAAACCGUUCGCCUGCUCGGUAUGCGGGAAACGUUUCAGCCAAAACGCCAACCUUCUUAAACAUCAGCUGAUUCACACGAGAGAGAAAUCAACCGCCUUUCGACAGGUUGAAUACGAAAAAGGGUUUAGGAAGAGGUUUGGAACGCAAAAAGCAGGAAGUGAGCUGUUUCCGGUUAGUGGCUUCCUGUUUCUAAUGAUCUCAAUUAUGAAGCAGGAGCUGCAGCUUGAGGAAGAAGGACAGAAGAACCUCCGUCAAGGACAUUUGACGCCAUCUGCGGUUACGUCAUGUGUGACAUAUGGUGAGCGCCGUAUAUAUAUUUUACUCGUUCCAGAGCCCAUCAGGUUACCGGCAGUAAUGAGGGACCGCGGUCUGCUCUGUGAGAAGAUCUUAAACCUCACCCUGGAGAUCAUCUCCCUGCUGACUGGAGAGGACUGUAAGGUUGUCAAGAGGUCUGGUGAACCUGUUACGUGUAGCGGAAGCUCCCAUGGAUCAGACGGACCCCCCAGGACCCGGAGCCCCAGCCCGGUGCCUCCACCUCACUCGCCGACCCACGAGAGUAACCGCGCGCAGAAGAUCCUGGAACUGACCAACAAGAUGAUGUCCCUGCUGACUGGAGAGGAGGAGUUUUUGGAAGGAGACAGAGAUUUCAUGACAGAGACUCCACAGUCCUUUAUUUCUCGGGAUGGAUCAGUGGAGAGAACUUCACAAGAGAGCGCAGAUUGCGGGCGUGAAGCUAAAUGGGGCGGCAGAACCGAUCAAGGAGCAAAAUCCGCGACUGCAAGUAAAUCACCCCCGAGACGCAUGAAAUCUGUUCGAAGCACGAUACAGAACGUUGCGCAGGCAGAGGGCAACGAGACAGACGUUAACAGUACCGCCCCCGCGGAACGUACACGGACAGAACCUCCUCGUAUUCAGGGGGACUCGUGUGAAGAAGGGACUGUCUCGGACACAGACCUUUGUAGAGAGCAUCCGUCUGUUCAUGUAAAGGAGGAACCGGACACAAGUGACGAAGGUGAUCUCAGCGACAGCUACGCACCCGGAGAGGAACCCGAGAUAGAGUACAAAACGGUUAUCGUUAAAGACGAGUCGGACUCAGGGGAUGAAGAGAGCUCCUCGGAAGAACAGAUCGAAUAUAAAACGGUUAUGAUUACGGAGGACUCGGGGUCAUGGGGCGAUGAAAAGCUUGCAGACUUGACAACCCCCAAACACACAUCUACGUGUAUCGAGAAUGGACUGGCCAAACGAGGGGGCAAGUUGGCACCGGUGGAAUGCACACCUCGCGAUAGGGAGGGUUCUGCCAUAUGCCAACGAAAUCCCACCGCCGUGGUCAUUGAUCCACCCGCCGGCCGCCCAAUGACGCCACACACGUCUCGGUUUAGGGAGAGACCCGCCUCUCGCUCGCAAAAUUUCACCGACAUCUACGCCCCUGCCAAGCAUAUACAGCUACAGUACUUUGUCAUGGUGGACAAUCAGGAGAAGAAGAAAGCCGAAAUCGGCGCUUUCGCUGCCCACCAACAAACGCACGGCGCCCCAAACGCGCUCAGCUGCUCCGACUGCCAGAAGUGCGUGAAGCACCAGGCGGCCCAGAAGGCGAAGCCCUUCUCCUGCCCUCACUGCAGAAAGGGCUUCUCAUACAAGUCCGAUCUGGUGAAACACCAGCGCAUUCACACCGGGGAGAAGCCCUUCUCCUGCUCGGAGUGCGGGAAGCGCUUUACUGACAAGUCCAACCUGGUGUCGCAUCAGAGGCUUCACACGGGCGUCAGGCCUUUCUCGUGCUCCGAGUGCGGGAAGUGUUUCUCCCGCAGCACGCACCUCGAGAGACACCAGAGCAUUCACAGCGGGGAGAAGCUCUUCCCCUGCCCGGAGUGCGAGAAAGCGUUCACCAAGAAAUCGAACCUCGACGCUCACCGGCGGACCCACACGGGAGAGAAACCAUUCGCCUGCGCCGAGUGCGGGAAACGCUUCAUCGAGAUGUCGUCCUUAAUACAUCAUCAGCGGGUCCACAAGAAGCCCUCGUCCAGCAGUGAAUUUCCCAGUAAAUGCACAGAGCAGAGACCAUUAAUGGAGCAUCUGAUGGACUCUGUGAGGAGGAACAUGGACAGGAACCAGGUGUCUGAAAGGAUCCUGAAUCUCACCCUGGAGAUCAUCUGCCUGCUGACCGGAGAGGAUUAUAUUAUUAUGAAGAACCCCGGGGAGGAUCGUCCGGCAGAAAAAGCUUUCAGGAUCCAGAGCCCAUUCCUGGCGCCUCCAGCAUCCUCGCUGACAGAUAAGAGGAACGAUGACAAUGAAACCCCGCAACCGGCCGAUAAGAACGAUCCCCAGGAGACGGGGGAGGUUCCUGUAAGGUGUGAUGACGUCGCCGUCUUCUUUUCCACGGAGGAGUGGGAGUAUUUAGAAGGACACAAGGAGCACUAUGAGGACGUCAUGAUGGAGACCCACCAGCCCCGCGGCUCAUUGGAUGAUGCCGCGGGGAGAAACACAUCUCAAGGAUUUGGCGCCGCCGUUUCUCCACCACAUGAUGUAACCGAAACUGAAAGCGGCUUUCAAACCCAUCGAAGAACAAGACUCCAAACAAGAAAUCAACAACGCUCUGCGCAGGGGAGAUCUGAACAAAACGCGACGGAGGCCUCGGUCUCCUGUAAAGACGGAGACAUCAUGGACAUCGUGGUUUACACGGCCAUAGACCAUACAGGGGCAGAAUAUUCAUCACAAUAUGUAUCUGCGCGUAGCAAGGAACCGUCCGUCUCAUCAGACACAAGUCAGGGGAAACGGACGUAUAGAUGCUCUGAGUGUCCAAAAUCCUUUUCUGACCAUUCAGAACUUGCUAAACAUCAGACGGUCCACGACGAUGACCGGCUGACCUGCCCAGACUGCGGCAAACGCUUCUCCAGUAAAUCACAUCUGGACAGACACUACAUGAUCCACGCCAGAGAGAGACCGUUCGGGUGCAUAGACUGCGGGAAGAGCUUCACCGAUAAAUACAUCCUCGCUCAGCAUCAGAGGGUCCACGCGGGGGGGGAGGAGAACUCCAUGAAGAAGUCAACGCUCGAGAGAAACCAAACGGUUCACUCGGAGAAGAAACCGUUCAGCUGCUCGGAUUGCGCGAAGUGCUUUGCCGACAAAUGGGAAUUAAUUUCGCAUCGCAGGAUUCACACGGGAGAUAAGCUGUUCACGUGCUCAGCGUGUGAGAAAUGUUUCCACCAAAGGUCACAUCUCGUUGAACAUCGGAAGGUGCACAACGGAGGGAGAUCGUACUCGUGUUCCGAGUGCGGGAAACUCUUCGCCUAUAGCUCGCACCUCGUCACGCAUAUAAGGAGUCACACGGGCGAGAAGCCCUAUUCAUGUUCCUACUGCGGGAAGUUGUUCUCGCACAACUCAAACCUCGUCAGGCAUCGGGUGAUUCACACCAGAGGGAAGCCGUUCCCGUGCUCGCAGUGCGGGAAGUGCUUUAUCGAAAAGUCCUUGCUUCUCAAACACCAGAAGAUCCACAAGGCUGAUUAGCUGUCUCGCUGCGAGAGGAGGAAGAUGUCUCAGUAGUCACAAGAUGUCUCGUUCUAGGAAUCGACUCGUUUCCAUCAAACAUCACCGGCCAUCAUGUGCACUUUAGUGCACGUGGUAGCUGUUCACUAGUGAUCCCCUUUUCACCACCCCUCGCAGCUCAUCAAUGCGCAUGGAGUGGACACUCACUGCCAGCAAGCUUCUGUAAAUAAAUUGGUGCAUGACCUCGAGUCUUGUGUCACUUCAUGUCUCAGCAUGCCCUCAUAAAGGGGGAUGUCUUUAAC
This is a messenger RNA of Spea bombifrons (plains spadefoot toad), 5333 nucleotides long. Its product is annotated as zinc finger protein 845-like. The transcript is spliced from 12 exons. Gene Ontology annotation, biological process: negative regulation of transcription by RNA polymerase II. The coding region runs from base 58 to 5052 and encodes 1664 amino acids. The record is from RefSeq and is a predicted model, not a curated record. NCBI's taxonomy places the organism in Eukaryota, Metazoa, Chordata, Amphibia, Anura, Pelobatidae. Gene Ontology annotation, molecular function: DNA-binding transcription repressor activity, RNA polymerase II-specific.